Molecule: messenger RNA, 2007 nt
Organism: Sporothrix brasiliensis 5110
Lineage: Eukaryota; Fungi; Ascomycota; Sordariomycetes; Ophiostomatales; Ophiostomataceae
Product: acid phosphatase
Exons: 2
Coding region: 1-2007 (668 amino acids)
Molecular function (GO): acid phosphatase activity
Source: RefSeq, a predicted model, not a curated record
AUGGCGGGCCACGCCAAGGAUGCUGGCUACGAGCCGGUUGCCGGGGUGGAUGCCAUCGACGGCAUGGAGCUCGAGCAAAGAGACAAAGGGGCGCGACGCUCUGGCGACGGCAAAGACCCAUUGGGCUACCGCAGCGUCUCCCACGAGGACGAUGCCGCUGCCGACGACGGCGCCGACGACGAGACACGGGGCUUUCUUGCAUCGGCAUCCGGUGGGGCCGGCGCCGGGCCAUCUGGAGCGACAUUUGUUCCGGCGAACGUCCACCAUCGAUCGGGCGACGAUGCACCGCCGAAGUGGCUGUCUCGGCGCACCGUCCGCGUGGUGGCCAUCUCGUUUGUGACGUGUCUGGCCGUGUGCGUCGGCUUCAAGUUUGUCGCCGACAACACGGGCUUGGUGCUGUCGCUGGCGCAUGCCCAGGAGGCGACCGGGGACGGCGGCAAGGACAGCAGCGGCAACGAGAACUGCCGCCCGACCACAGUGACUGUCCCGCAGUACUUCCAGACGACGCCGCAGCUGUUUGCGGGCCCUACCGCGACGGGGCGGCCGGCGUUUUUGGCGCAGACGGUGACCAUUGACCCGACAGCGACGUACGUGGCCAACCAGCCGCUGCAGACCAACAUUCUGGUCGACGGCGUGCCCUCGGACGGCAGCGGCCGGUCCAUCUUCCACCACAUGGGCUACCUGUCGCCCUACCAGCCCGCGCCCGGGUUUGGCGUGCAAGAGUAUGCGCUGCCGCCCGGCGCCGAGAUUGUGCAGCUGCAGAUGCUGUCGCGCCACGGCUCGCGCUACCCGACCAGCGGCGUCAACGUCAAGGCGCUGGGCGAGAAGCUGGCCAAGUUCCGGGGCAAGUUCAAAGCGACGGGGGCGCUGGCGUUCUUGGAGGACUGGGCGUACAGUCUGGGUCACGAGAUCCUGGUGCCCAAGGGCCGCCAGGAGCUGUUUGACUCGGGCGUGCUGCACUCGUACAUGUACGGCAGCCUAUACAACCCCAACAGCAAGAUCAUUGUGCGGACGACGACCCAGGACCGCAUGCUCAAGUCGGCCGAGAACUUUAUGGCGGGCUUCUUUGGUCUAGAGUGGACCAACAAUGCCACCAUCGAGGUCAUUAUCGAGCAGGACGGCUUCAACAACUCGCUCGCCGGCUACCUCAACUGCCCCAACUCGCAAAAGGACACGGGCGGCAACGAGGCCAACGCCAUCUGGGUCGAAAACUAUCUGCGCAACGCCACCGCACGCUUCCAGGCCCUGCUCUCCGGCGCCAACGGCUUUGACUGGACCAUCCAGGACACCUACGCCGCCCAGACCAUGUGUCCCUACGAGACGGUCGCCUAUGGCUUCAGCCGCUUCUGUGACCUGUUUACGUACGACGAGUGGGUCGGCUUUGGGUACUCGACCGACCUGGUGUUUGCCGGCGGCAGCGGCUUCCAGUCGGCCACGGGGCGGGCCGUCGGCAUUGGCUACCAGCAAGAGCUGGUCGCACGCCUGCGCAACCACACGCUGGGCUACGCCGGCUCGCAGAUCAACACCACCCUCGACAACAACACCGACACCUUCCCCCUCAACCAGAGCCUCUACCUCGACUUCUCGCACGACUCCAACAUGGUCAGCGUCUUGACCGCCCUGGGCUUCACCCAGUUCGCCCAGUUCCUGCCGCCGUCGUCCUACCCGGGCCCCCACAACUUCACUCUCGCGCACGUCGUGCCCUUUGGCGCGCGGCUCGACGUGGAGGUGAUCCGCGCACCGAAACCCGUCAAGGCCGACCGCAGCGGCUACGACGACGCCGGCCCCGAGACCAAGUACAUCCAUUUUGUGCUCAACCAGCGCACCCUGCCGCUGGGUGCCAGUUUCCCCGAGUGCGACGUGUCGCGCGUCGACGGGUGGUGCGAGCUCGAGACCUUCUUGCGCGUGCAGGACGCCAUGGCGGGCCGCGCCAAAUUCGACGAGGCCUGCUUCGGGCCCUUUACGGCGCAGCCGUACGGCACAAUCACGGACGGCGCCCCAAUCUAG